AUGAGUUAUGAGAAGUGGCAUUUCCUAUGGAGCACCUUUACUUUUGCAGAUAAGGGAAGCAGGAUCAUUGUGACGACACGGAGUGAAAAUGUUGCAUCAAUAGUGAAGACCGGGGAAGUAACUUAUCAACUACGGCAGUUACCAGAGGCCGAUUGCUGGAAAAUAUUUUCAGAGCAUGCCUUCAGUGGAGACUUGGAUGCAGAUCCACGUUUGCAACAAGUUGGUAAGAAAAUUGUUAAGAAGUGUGGGGGGCUCCCAUUAGCCUUAAGAUCAAUGGGUGCUCUCUUACGCUUCGAAAGAGAUCCAAGUAAAUGGGAUAGCAUUCUAAGGAGCCAUGUGUGGGAAUUGCGUGAAACCCAGAGAAACAAUAUUCUGCCAUCGUUAUGGUUGAGCUAUCAUUAUCUACCUUCUUGUUUGAAGCAUUGUUUUGCUUAUUGCUCAGUAUUUCUGAAAGAUUUUGAAAUACAAAAAGAGGAAUUAAUCUUGCUGUGGAUGGCAGAAGGUUUUUUGCAAUCUGUUGAGGAAGAAAAGAGAAUGGAAGAUGUUGGAGAGGAGUACAUCAAAGAUCUAAUAUCAAGGUCAUUAGUUCAAAGAUCAAGAUAUGAUGAGUCGACAGUUAAGAUGCAUGAUCUUGUUCAUGAUUUAGCUCUCUUUGUAUCAGACAUUGUUGUUGUCUAA
Morus notabilis is the source of this 678-nucleotide messenger RNA. Its product is annotated as putative disease resistance protein RGA3. The coding region runs from base 1 to 678 and encodes 225 amino acids. Gene Ontology annotation, biological process: defense response to other organism. Gene Ontology annotation, molecular function: ADP binding. The record is from RefSeq and is a predicted model, not a curated record. Lineage: Eukaryota; Viridiplantae; Streptophyta; Magnoliopsida; Rosales; Moraceae. The transcript is spliced from 2 exons.